UCCAACCGAUAUCCUGAAUUGGAUGUGUGCAGCAUGGAAGUUCAUUUCUGCGAGAUUAUAGACCUCCCUAGACCCGACACACACAGUGCCGUCCCGAACUCCUCGCUCAUUGUCGCAUGCACAGCGACCAAAUCCAAUACCUCUCGGCACACCCUUAACUCACGGCCGGUUUCGUACACCGAGGUCCAGACGGUUCUCCGGGGGCGUGGAAUCGACCUCACGCACAAGUGUUUCCUUAUCCUGCAG
This is a messenger RNA of Suillus discolor, 246 nucleotides long. RefSeq lists its product as uncharacterized. Lineage: Eukaryota; Fungi; Basidiomycota; Agaricomycetes; Boletales; Suillaceae. The transcript has 2 exons. Gene Ontology annotation, biological process: mitotic chromosome condensation. The record is from RefSeq and is a predicted model, not a curated record. The annotation marks the transcript as partial.